CGCAGAAUUUUUGAAAGUACGUAGUUGUAAUCAUACUUUUCGUUGUAAUUCAUACUCUCUUCAGCACAAAAUUAUACAUAAAAUGGACGGCGCUUACGCAGCAAUGACCUCCUACGCUAUGGAAGAUCAGCUAAAUGUACUACCGGAGAUGCCACCGCAAGCCGUUGAAGAAGAUUUAGAAGACGACUUUGCACAAUAUCAAGAAGGAUAUGACCAAGAUGAUUUACAAGAUUCCGAAAUACAACCAGAUAUUACACAAGAAGAUUGUUGGACGGUCAUAUCAUCGUUUUUUCAUGAUAAAGGACUUGUUCGCCAACAACUCGAUUCGUUUGAUGAAUUUGUGCAAAACACUAUGCAAGAAAUUGUUGAUGAAAAUAAGAAUUUAGUAUUACAAACAUUUUCAGGAAGCCAAACGGGAGAUGGUGACAAAGCAAAAAGAUUUUACAUUCGAUUCGGUCAAGUUUAUCUAUCGAAGCCCACAAUGACCGAAGCAGAUGGUAGCGUCCAAGCGAUGUUUCCACAAGAAGCACGCCUACGAAAUCUAACUUAUGCUGCCCCACUUUAUGUCAAUAUGAAAGAAGAAGCAUUAUAUGCCGAUCCCAGAGCUCCAGAAAACAGGGGAAAACCAACAUUAGCUGAAAUGUUUGAUGAAAAUAAAUUAAAAGAUGAUCCAGAAGAAGAAACUUAUGAUAAAGUUUUUGUUGGAAAGAUUCCUGUUAUGUUGAAAUCGACAUACUGUGUGCUUCAUGGUUUAGACGAUGAACAUCUUUAUGCUCUGAACGAAUGUCCGUAUGAUCAGGGUGGUUAUUUCAUUAUCAAUGGAUCCGAAAAAGUAUUAAUCGCUCAAGAAAGAAUGGCAACAAACACUGUAUAUGUGUUUGCAAAGUCUCCUCCCUCUCCUUAUUCGUACACUGCUGAAAUAAGAAGUGCUAUGGAAAAGGGGUCAAAAUUGGCUAGUUCGUUGACAGUCAAGAUGUUAGCAAAGACAGCUGAGAAAGGGUCGACCGGACAAUUCAUCCAAGCAACAAUGCCUUACAUUAAGAAAGAUGUACCAGUGGUAAUCGCUUUCCGGGCCCUUGGUGCCGUCUCUGAUCAGGAUUUUCUACAAUACGUUUGUUAUGAUCCUAACGAUAAUCAAAUGAUGGAAGCAUUGAAACCGUGUAUCGAAGAAGCGUUUGCGGUUCAAAGUACUGAAGUUGCUGCGGAUUGGAUUGGACGUAGAGGAACAACCACCGGUGCUACAAGAGAUAAACGUAUCAAAUACGCUAAAGAGAUUCUUCAGAAAGAAUUAUUACCUCAUGUUUCAACUGAAUAUGGGUGUGAAAAACGAAAGGCAUUCUUUUUAGGAUAUAUGGUGCACAGACUUUUACUGGCUGCGCUCGGGCGUCGAGAGUUGGACGAUCGUGAUCACUACGGGAAGAAAAGAAUGGAUCUUGCAGGUCCUUUAUUGGCAUCAUUGUUUCGUAUGUUAUUCAAAAAACUCACAAAAGAUAUAUCGAUAUAUUUAAGAAAGUGCAUCGACACAAGUAGAGAAUUUAAUCUCCAUUUGGCGAUUAAAGCACAAACGAUUACCAAUGGCCUUAAAUAUUCUCUUGCGACGGGUAAUUGGGGUGAUCAAAAAAAAGCUAUGCAGUCCCGAGCGGGUGUUUCUCAAGUACUAAAUCGAUACACUUUCGCAUCAACACUAUCUCAUUUGAGAAGAUGUAAUACUCCAAUGGGAAGAGAUGGAAAGAUUGCUAAACCUCGCCAGUUGCACAAUACUCAUUGGGGUAUGGUGUGCCCUGCAGAAACUCCAGAAGGGCAAGCUUGUGGUUUAGUUAAGAACCUUUCUUUGAUGUCAUAUAUUUCAGUUGGAAGUUCUUCAAAACCAAUAGUAGAUUUCUUAGAGGAAUAUGGCAUGAUAAAUUUGAACCAGCAAUUUGAUCCCGCAAAUAUUAGGGAUAAUACAAAGGUUUUUGUAAAUGGUAAAUGGGCGGGUAUUUCCACAGCACCCGAACAAUUAGCUAAUACACUUAGGGGUUUGAGACGAAGUGUUGAUGUGAGCCCCGAAGUUAGUGUUGUUAGGGACAUUCGUGAAAAAGAACUAAGAAUUUAUACUGAUGCUGGAAGGGUGUGCCGACCUUUAUUCAUUGUAGAAGAGCAGUGUUUAGUAAUAAGCAAAGAACUUAUAAAUAAUUUGGAUGUUAAUAAGCUUAAAGGUCGAACAAGUGGGCAGGCGGACGAUGAUGAAUAUCCAGACGAAGACAAUAGACAUGUAGAUGGUGAGGAAAUACAGGGUGAAACUGCUCAAGAACAAAGUCAAAAAAGGCGACAAGAUAGACAAGUUUAUGUAUGGCAUGAUUUAAUUUCCAAUGGCGCUAUUGAGUAUAUAGACGCAGAAGAAGAAGAAACAGUUAUGAUUUGUAUGACCCCUGAAGACUUAGCAGCCUCAAGGCACUUUUAUCAAACUGGUAUUGCACGAACAUCCAAAACACACGAAAAAGACGUGGCAGCUCGUGUUAAAAGUGAAUCGAAUUUAUCAAUACAUACCUGGACACACUGCGAAAUUCAUCCUAGUAUGAUACUAGGAAUUUGUGCUAGUAUUAUUCCUUUCCCUGAUCAUAAUCAGUCGCCACGUAAUACUUAUCAAUCUGCUAUGGGUAAACAAGCAAUGGGCAUUUACGUCACAAAUUAUCAACUAAGAAUGGAUACUUUGGCAAAUAUUUUAUAUUAUCCGCAAAAGCCUUUAGUAACAACACGAGCUAUGGAAUUUUUAAGAUUCCGCGAACUGCCAGCAGGUCAAAAUGCUAUUGUAGCAAUUCUUUGUUAUAGUGGUUAUAAUCAAGAAGAUUCAGUUAUAAUGAAUCAGAGCAGUAUAGAUAGAGGAUUAUUUAGAAGUAUUUUUUAUAGAAGUUAUAUGGAUCAAGAAAAAAAAGUGGAUUCCCACACUCAUAGAGAUGCAUCCACACCAAUGCGAAGUACAGAAAACGGUAUCGUCGAUCAAGUGAUGGUAACGACAAAUGCUGAGGGAAUGAAAUUCGUUAAAGUAAGAGUUCGGAGUACAAGAAUUCCACAGAUGGGUGAUAAAUUCGCUAGUCGACAUGGGCAGAAAGGCACUAUUGGAAUUACUUAUCGGCAAGAAGACAUGCCAUUUACUUCUGAAAGGAUUACGCCAGACCUUAUAAUAAACCCCCAUGCCAUACCGAGUCGUAUGACAAUCGGUCAUUUGGUCGAAUGUUUAUUAGGAAAGGUUUCAACGCUCACUGGCCAAGAAGGCGAUGCCACGCCGUUCACUGAUGUGACGGUUGAAGCUAUUUCACACAGCUUACGACAAAAUGGCUACCAUUCUCGAGGGUUUGAAGUAAUGUAUAAUGGGCAUACAGGACGGAAGUUAGCCGCGCAAGUUUUCUUAGGACCAACAUAUUAUCAACGGUUGAAACAUAUGGUGGAUGAUAAAAUUCAUUCUCGUGCUAGAGGUCCCGUGCAAAUUCUCACACGUCAGCCAGUGGAAGGCCGCAGUCGUGAUGGUGGGUUACGUUUCGGCGAAAUGGAACGUGAUUGUAUGAUUUCUCAUGGUGUAGCCAUGUUUUUGAAGGAACGAUUAUUCGAUGCGUCAGAUGCAUAUCGCAUUCAUUGUUGUGAUAUAUGCGGACUAAUGGCUAUAGCAAACCUUAAGAAGAAUACUUUUGAGUGUAAAGCUUGUAAAAAUACUACACAGAUAUCACAAAUACAUAUUCCAUACGCUUGUAAAUUACUGUUCCAAGAGUUAAUGGCUAUGAAUAUUUCACCUCGAUUAUUUACUUAA
This is a messenger RNA of Dentiscutata erythropus, 3784 nucleotides long. The record is from the annotation of a GenBank genome assembly. Lineage: Eukaryota; Fungi; Glomeromycota; Glomeromycetes; Diversisporales; Gigasporaceae.